Molecule: messenger RNA, 1685 nt
Organism: Nymphaea colorata (pocket water lily)
Lineage: Eukaryota; Viridiplantae; Streptophyta; Magnoliopsida; Nymphaeales; Nymphaeaceae
Product: glyceraldehyde-3-phosphate dehydrogenase A, chloroplastic
Exons: 5
Coding region: 163-1377 (404 amino acids)
Biological process (GO): glucose metabolic process
Cellular component (GO): apoplast; chloroplast
Molecular function (GO): NADP binding; NAD binding; glyceraldehyde-3-phosphate dehydrogenase (NAD+) (phosphorylating) activity
Source: RefSeq, a predicted model, not a curated record
UGAGGCUAUCCACAACCUCAUCCCUCCCUCCCCUCCUCCUCUCCUCUCGCUUCCGCCACCCGUCCCAAAAAAAUCCUCCUCCUCACUCUCUCCCUUUCUCUACAUAUCUUUUCCUCAAGUGAAGCUCUCGCCCCUGCUCUUGCCCAUUGUCCCCCGGCGAGCAUGGCGUCGGCUACUCUCUCUGUGGCCUCUGUAGCUAAUGCCUCGGUCCAGGCUUCUGCCAAGGGUUUCUCGGAGUUCUCGGGGCUAAGGAGCUCGGCAUCCUUUCCUGUUACGAGAAAAUCAUCAGAUGACUUCCUUUCUGUGAUCGCAUUCCAGACUUCUGCGAUUGGCGGGUCUGGGUACAAGAAGGGAGUGGCUGAAGCAAAGCUUAAAGUAGCAAUCAAUGGCUUUGGAAGGAUAGGGAGAAACUUCCUCAGGUGCUGGCAUGGACGCAAGGACUCGCCCCUGGAUGUCAUUGUCAUCAACGACACUGGAGGUGUCAAGCAAGCAUCUCACCUCCUCAAAUACGACUCCACCCUCGGAACCUUUGAGGCAGACGUCAAGGCCGUCGGUGAUGAUGCAAUCUCCGUCGACGGCAAGGUCAUCAAAGUUGUCUCCAGCAGAAACCCCCUCACUCUUCCAUGGAAGGAGAUGAACAUCGACCUGGUGAUAGAAGGAACGGGUGUGUUCGUGGACAAGGAAGGUGCAGGGAAGCACAUAGAGGCAGGGGCGAAGAAGGUGCUCAUCACCGCCCCCGGCAAGGGAGACAUCCCCACCUACGUGGUUGGCGUGAACGCUGAUGCCUACUCCCACGACGAUGUCAUCAUCAGCAACGCCUCCUGCACCACUAACUGCCUCGCCCCCUUCGUCAAGGUCCUCGACCAGAAGUUUGGCAUCAUCAAGGGGACCAUGACGACGACCCACUCCUACACGGGGGACCAGAGGCUGCUGGACGCCAGCCACCGCGACCUCAGGAGGGCCAGGGCCGCAGCUCUGAACAUCGUGCCUACGUCUACCGGCGCGGCCAAAGCCGUGGCGCUCGUGCUCCCGACGCUCAAGGGGAAGCUGAACGGAAUCGCGCUGAGGGUGCCGACGCCCAACGUGUCGGUGGUGGAUCUGGUGGUGCAGGUGCAGAAGAAGACGUUCGCGGAGGAGGUGAACGCCGCCUUCAGGGAGAGCGCGGACAAGGAGCUGCAGGGCAUUCUGUCGGUGUGCGACGAGCCCCUCGUGUCCGUCGAUUUCAGGUGCUCCGACGUGUCGUCGACCGUCGACGCGUCGCUGACCAUGGUGAUGGGCGACGACAUGGUGAAGGUGAUCGCCUGGUACGACAACGAGUGGGGAUACUCACAGAGGGUCGUCGACCUCGCUGACAUCGUCGCCGCUAACUGGAAGUGAUGUCAACCGGUGCAGCAACACCCAGUGCUGCUCCCAUCAACUCCUACCGCCCCUCUUAGAGUGAGACAGAGAAAGAGGGAGCCAUGAAUUUAGAUCGACCUCAUUCUGCGGGCGUUCUCGCAGGUCUGCCUUUGCAUUUAUUUUUUUCUUUUUUGGCCAAAGCUCCUCCACCUUCGCCUCCCCAUCUUUCUUCUUCUCAAUUCUUCUUUUUUGCUUUGUGAAGUCUUUGCUUGGAGAGUCCCCACAUUUCCCUGUUCUCUGCAACUGUAUUGAUUAUGACUUAAAAAAUAAACUCUAUACUACUCUUU